Acomys russatus (golden spiny mouse) is the source of this 4308-nucleotide messenger RNA. It is a transcript of the gene Syt11, whose product is annotated as synaptotagmin 11. Gene Ontology annotation, biological process: calcium-ion regulated exocytosis; regulation of dopamine secretion; vesicle fusion. Gene Ontology annotation, cellular component: membrane; axon; synapse. Lineage: Eukaryota; Metazoa; Chordata; Mammalia; Rodentia; Muridae. The record is from RefSeq and is a predicted model, not a curated record. Gene Ontology annotation, molecular function: phosphatidylserine binding; calcium ion binding; SNARE binding. The transcript has 4 exons. Bases 260 to 1555 code for a protein of 431 amino acids.
AUUCGGAAAGAGGCGGAGCCUAACUCGCAUCAGGACCAAUCUGUCUGCACCUGCAUCCUUAGCUCAGAGCAUCCCUGGAGCAUCUAAGAGGAAAGCGCAGCUAGCAACCAAGGAUCGGGACUGUCGCAGGGGCAGUCGGCCAGACACCUCGUCCCUCCCCUGAUCUGGAGGUCUACAGCCGCGGCCUCGGUACUGACCGAGAUUCCCAAAGUUGUCUGACCUCUGCAAAAGUGUUCUAUCAACAGCCUCUGAUUACAACAUGGCUGAGAUCACAAAUAUACGCCCCAGCUUUGAUGUGUCACCAGUGGCAGCUGGCCUCAUCGGGGCCUCUGUGCUGGUGGUGUGUGUUUCCGUGACUGUGUUUGUGUGGACAUGCUGCCACCAGCAGGCAGAGAAGAAGCACAAGACCCCGCCAUACAAGUUCAUCCACAUGCUGAAAGGCAUCAGCAUCUACCCAGAGGCCCUCAGCAACAAGAAGAAAAUCAUCAAAGUUCGGAGAGACAAAGACAGUUCUCGGAGGGAGAGUGGCCGAGGGAACCUGUUAGUAAACGCAGCAGAGUCAGGCCUGCUGAGCCAUGACAAGGAUCCCAGAGGGCCUAGCCCUGCGUCUUGUAUAGACCAGUUACCCAUCAAAAGAGACUAUGGGGAAGAACUGAGGAGCCCCAUGACAAGCCUGACCCCUGGUGAAAGCAAAGCCACCUCCCCCUCAUCACCAGAGGAAGACGUGAUGCUAGGAUCCCUUACCUUCUCAGUGGACUACAACUUCCCCAAAAAAGCUCUGGUGGUGACAAUCCAAGAGGCCCAUGGGCUGCCAGUGAUGGAUGACCAGACCCAAGGCUCUGACCCCUACAUCAAAAUGACGAUCCUUCCUGACAAGCGGCAUCGAGUGAAGACCCGUGUGCUUCGCAAGACCCUGGACCCUGUGUUUGAUGAGACCUUCACCUUCUACGGCAUCCCCUACAGCCAGCUGCAGGACCUGGUGCUACAUUUCCUCGUGCUCAGUUUUGAUCGCUUCUCUCGGGAUGAUGUCAUCGGGGAGGUCAUGGUGCCGUUGGCUGGAGUGGACCCCAGCACAGGCAAGGUUCAGCUGACCAGGGACAUCAUCAAGAGGAACAUCCAGAAGUGCAUUAGCAGAGGGGAGCUCCAGGUGUCUCUGUCAUACCAGCCUGUGGCACAGAGGAUGACAGUGGUGGUCCUCAAAGCCAGACACUUGCCGAAGAUGGAUAUCACCGGUCUCUCAGGUAAUCCUUAUGUCAAGGUGAACGUCUACUACGGCAGAAAACGCAUCGCCAAGAAGAAAACCCACGUAAAGAAGUGCACUUUGAACCCCGUCUUCAAUGAGUCCUUCAUCUAUGACAUCCCCACUGACCUCCUGCCUGAUAUCAGCAUCGAGUUCCUGGUCAUUGACUUCGACCGCACUACUAAGAAUGAGGUGGUGGGGAGGCUGAUCCUGGGGGCACAUAGUGUCACAGCCAGUGGCGCAGAACACUGGAGAGAGGUCUGCGAGAGUCCCCGCAAGCCUAUAGCCAAGUGGCACAGUCUGAGCGAGUACUAACCCUGGGGCCAGGCGGGGAGGCGCACGACUGGGAGAGGUGACAGAGAAGCUGACUCAAAACCUCAUUUUAGUCAUAGAAGAAAAUUUCUUACAGAACAAACCACAUGAAGAACAUCACACUCCACACAGCUGCAGAUUGGUUCUUAGCGUGAGGAUUGCUUUCUUCUUUACAAGGCUCUAGACGAUCUUUUGUUUUUUAAAAUGAGGGGGGAGAGAAGGAAAGACCCCAAGUCUAUAUAUAACAAUGUAACCUUAUACUUGCAUGUCUAAUACAAACAAGAAAUUAGCCUAACCAAUAUCAGAUUUUAAUCCAUGAAAAUUGUGUUUUGUGCCGAAUUGUAUUUGCUGAUCCCUUGAAAUUGGUCUCUUUUUAUUGGGCUUCUCUCAGUUACUCCAGCUCCCCAUCGCUGCAGGAGAAAAGUCUGCUCUUGUAAAGCCCCGCGUUCCCAUCCUCUCACCAUUUUUUCUGUCACCUCUCACAUCGCUGGUCUUUAGCUGAGUUCCAAAUCCAGAGGUCUGUAGUAGGCAAAGAAACAAGUGGGGUUUCCAGGAGAAAGAGUACUUGAAUGUGGGGUGUGUGCUGUUAACUGCCUGUUAUGAAGAGGUAACAGGCAGCCAGUGGCUAGCGGGAGCCCUGGUGAGCAUGUGAGAGGUGGAGUUGGAUUUCGAAGGAACCAUGGGCACCUCAGUGAGAGGGAAGUACCGGCCGGCGAACUCCAGUGCAUCCUCGAUACUAUUUACAGGUCAGGGGACAAGGGGAGGAAAUAAGAUGUCUACGUGGCCCUCUGUGGCAGUUUCUUCAUCAGUGGUCAGCCAUCCUAGGAGGUUUGUAAGGUUACACUGCCUUUUGCUUUUCCAGAAAUGCUGCCUCAGGAGCUCUGGCAUCUCCUCGUUGCUGACAGAAGUUGCUUUCUGUUUCAUAAGGAAAUAGGCCUCAGAAAUGACCUCUUUCUCCCUGAGGCUUACAGUCAUGGCUCUUCAGAAAGCUGAGUAGGGCUGGGUAGUAAGACAAUACGAAUGCCUUCAGAGCCCCGCUCUUCUCUUCCCAGCGGGAGCGCAUGGCUGGAGACCCGAGAGUCUCAGUACAUGCUGAAGGGUGGGAAACCAAAGUUCCAUUGUCUUUCUGCCACUGGGCAGGACAGUGCAGCGCUUGAGCCCUGUACUGGAGUUCAGAUCCAGGUCUCCAAGUGGAGACUUCCAGAGAAACAUGAGACUUCAGGAAGGAGAGGUGAGUUUGGGUGGGCAGUGCCUAGUUUUGACAUCCUGAAGAGGACCUCAGUCAAAUAAGCUUGAUCCAGGGCCUGAAAGACUAGCCGUAACAGAAGUGCUCGCUUCCCUACAAGGUCAUCCCGGGCUUGCUUCUGAGAAGGGUGGACAAGCAGAAUUUCCAUGGAGAGGGUGGUGACGCUGCCUUUGGUGUUCCCCUAGUUCUUGUAGAUCUGAAUCCACUAUGCCCCACAACCUUUUUUUUUUCUUUUGUUCGUUUCUUUGUUUUGUUCUUCUUGGCAAUUCGGAGCAGUCCUGUAUAGGCAGGAAACCCCACUCUGCUCUUGCUGUUGUCAGCCUUUCUAUCCCAUAAUCCGACUCAGUGUCUCGCCAUCAGCUGGGAUCCCACCACUAGUCUCCGACCUUUAACCCAUGGAAUGUAAAUAUUGUAUCAUACGUAGAAGAAAAUACUUUUUGUUUUCUAAAAAGGCAUUUUGACAUAGUCUAAUGAAAACCUGGCAGGAGCAUUCUAAGCCCCAUUAGGGGAAAAAAAAUCGAAAUGGUUCCUCUCCGUCGCCUUAAUGUGUAAGGGUCAGAGGUCACCAAGCAGCUUCGUUUCCUUGGCAGAAACGAUGCGAAGUGACAGGUGGAGUCUGGUCUCUGUCCCACGGUGUGUGCCUCUGCCGCUCCCCCUGAGAAGUCUGGGAAACAGCCCUACCACGCUCCUCCCUUCCCCAUCUCCCUGCAGCUCAAUCCUUGGCAUCCCCUGGGUCUGCGGAGCAGUGGGUGGUGGUGGUGGGGAGCAGGUACUUCCACAGGCUCGGGGUCGCCUCCGUGUCUCUCCUCCCUCCUACCUCAGGCCUGCUCCAUCAUGCCCUGGACUUUGGUAUCCUAAAGCUUCUUAGCUGACUUCGGCUUUCACACCUGAUCGUCACAGAGCUCACUGGUGUGGGUGGAGGCAGAGUGCCUCUUCCUGUCCGUUGAAAGACAAGAGAGUCACAUCCUAGCUUUUGCACAAGGCUCUUGUGGUUAGGAAUACGUUAGGGAAAGGUCACUUUUGAUUUCCCAACAGCCAGUCUGUCUAUGUACAUUUCUUGACUCCUUUGGGACUAUGAGAGCUAUUCACAAUAUCAGAAGUUCCCUUGUGAGUCCUUCCUUCUUCUGGUUUGCAGCACAGCCACCGUGCGUGGUUAUGGACAAUGCUGUGCUGGAGGGGGCAGACAGAACUGCUGUGUGGGACCAGGGUUACCUACUUAGGAGAGGGAUAUGGAAGACUUCUAAUAUUGGCCAUGACAGCAACGUUGCCCUUUCCACAGUCCCUCUCUGAAGUGGUCGUCUUUCUUUACCUUGUGUCUUCUCUUGUAAAAAUAAAACUCAAAAAUAAAAGUGUCAAAUUAAAAAGAAAACGAAACAACGGAAAAAGCUAACGUGAACUGUGUGAAAUUGCAUAAUGCUGUGACGCUAACCUUGGAUAUGUAAUGCUAUCUUGUAUGUUGAACUUGUUAAUGCGCCACACACAUGCAGAAUAAAGACUGAUUCACAUUAAA